Molecule: messenger RNA, 1197 nt
Organism: Durotheca rogersii
Lineage: Eukaryota; Fungi; Ascomycota; Sordariomycetes; Xylariales; Xylariaceae
Exons: 2
Coding region: 1-1197 (398 amino acids)
Source: RefSeq, a predicted model, not a curated record
AUGCAGUUGAUAUCCAUUCUUGCCGCCGCGGGCCUGGCGGCCUCCACUACCAACGCUCUACUCCUCCCUCCCGAGAUUGCCGGAUCUGACAAUGACAUCGUCACCACCCUCCCCGUCCCCAUCGAGGCCGACGUGGGUAUCCACAAGGUCGCCGAAGCCCGAUCUUUGAAGCUCGAGUGCCCGGGAUGUCCGCUGCGGAUCCCUCAUCACGGCAAAAUCAUGGUCACUACUGAUGUGCCUAGCCAUCUGGAGCUGGACUUCAGUAUCGAGCCCUCUGAGGGUGCCGACCGUCUGAUGCUGAACGGCUUCGAGCUCUACCCUAAGGCAGGCCUGUUCCGCAACAGUCUUACCGCCGUCGUCCGACCUGAAUUCGGCCACAAACAGAGCAAGCGACCACACAUCAAGGGCCGCCCCCGCCCGCUAACCGUCCAACCCCUCGGCUUUGGCGUGCAAACGAGUCACAUCGCCAAGAAUGCCGAGGAUUCCCUGGAGCUUAUCAUGAUCGAACUCGACAUUAUUGAAGUCGGUGACGUCUUUGUUAAUGGUAUUCCGAGCGUUCACAUCAAGCUCGUCAAGACUUCCACGGGACAGCUGAUGAUCGGUUCGCUGGAGGCUGUAUCGCCGAAGACCACGCAAUCUAACCCCAUGGACAAGCAGGAGGAAUGUGCAACUCUCCUGUGCAGGUGGGCAGCUGUCUUCAGGCAGAAGCUUGCCAGUCUCCGCCUCCACAAGGGCUGCGGCGGUCGUCCCUCCCACAGCCAAGGUCCCUCUCAUGGCAAGGAAAACAACCCCCACCAGAGCCACCACGCUCACGGCAAGGAAGACGGCUCCCAUCAGAGCCACCACGAUCACCACGAGGAACACGAGCGCCACCGAAAGAAUUGGGGACUGCUGUUCAAGAACAUUGCCUCCCACAUUGUCCUUCCCGUGGCCAUCGGUAUCCUGGCCGGCGUUGCCGCUAGCAUUGUCGGAAUGGUGGCUGGAACUUUCAUUGUCUACCUCUGGCGACUAGUUGCCCGCCCGACUGGCUCUCGACGUCACCACAGACACGGACACCACCAUAAGGCGUCGCGUCAUGAGGCUGCCACGACUGACGAGAAGUCCGGUCUGAUCGCUCCCGAGGAGGUGGUCGACGCCCCGCCCGCCUACGUCGAGUCAGGCCUCGUCGAUGACAAGAAGCCCGAGAACGGAGUCUAA